Molecule: messenger RNA, 399 nt
Organism: Lathyrus sativus (Indian pea)
Lineage: Eukaryota; Viridiplantae; Streptophyta; Magnoliopsida; Fabales; Fabaceae
Source: the annotation of a GenBank genome assembly
AUGGAAGUACUCUCUUCAACAAGAACAAACUCCUCCUCGUUGAAUCCCAACGCUCCGAUGUUCGUUCCCCUAGCUUAUCGCACGGUGGAAGAUUUCUCCGACGACUGGUGGGCCCUAGUUCAAUCCUCUCCCUGGUUUCGCGACUACUGGCUCCGCGAACGCUUCCAAGAUCCACAAAACCAAAACGACGCGUUUUCCGAUUUUGAUAUGGAUGAAGACGAUCUUUUCCAUGUCCAUGAAAUUGAACACCAACACGAAGAUGGGAAAGAGUUGGUGUCGUUGGGAUCGUUGAAAUGGAGAGGAUCUGGUGGAUGGGCCGAAGCUCCGAAAUAUGCGGAGAAGGCUCCGAAGAAUUUUAAGCCCAGAGUGAGCCCACGGGCUAUUCAUCAGCCCAGGUAG